Molecule: messenger RNA, 1567 nt
Organism: Cylicocyclus nassatus
Lineage: Eukaryota; Metazoa; Nematoda; Chromadorea; Rhabditida; Strongylidae
Source: the annotation of a GenBank genome assembly
AUGGCAAGCAGCGCGAAGUUUGGAGGAGGUUCUAUCAUUGGCUCUCGGGUGAUGGAUAGCAUAAAACAAGGUAUAGAGGAGGUGACCGAGCAGGUGAAAAGCCUAACCGCGGAACUGACUGCAUUCACAGAAGAAUCUAGGAAAUCGGAACCGGCGUCAACAACUAUGACGCGACCAAAAAUUGAGAAAAUGAGCGCAGAGGUUGUUGAUUCAAAUCCCUAUAGUCGCCUAAUGGCCCUCAAACGAAUGGGAAUCGUCAAAGAUUAUGAGAAAAUUAGAGAAAAGACUGUUGCAGUGGUGGGGAUAGGCGGUGUUGGCAGUGUUGUGGCUGAGAUGCUCACUAGAUGCGCUAUUGGGAAACUUAUUCUUUUCGACUAUGAUAAAGUGGAACUCGCAAAUAUGAAUCGCUUAUUUUAUCAACCUCAUCAGUCUGGUCUUAGUAAAGUCGAAGCAGCGAAAGACACUCUAACUCACAUCAAUCCCGAUGUUGUUAUUGAAACUCAUAACUAUAACAUAAUUACUGUGGAAAAUUUCAAUAAAUUUGUCGAUUGCAUUCGACAUGGUUCUUUAUCUGGUGGUAAGGUGGACCUAGUUCUAAGUUGUGUAGACAAUUUUGAAGCGAGGAUGUGUGUUAAUACGGCGUGUAAUGAAGAAAACCAAGUUUGGAUGGAAUCUGGGGUGAGUGAAAAUGCUGUCUCUGGUCAUAUUCAGUACAUCGAACCGGGACGCACCGCUUGCUUUGCUUGCAUACCUCCGCUUGUUGUUGCGUCAAACAUCGAUGAAAGGACUCUCAAAAGAGAAGGCGUUUGUGCUGCAUCUUUACCAACAACGAUGGCAGUUGUCGCUGGUUUCCUAGUGCAAAACACCUUGAAAUAUCUCCUGAAUUUUGGCGAAGUAUCCAUGUACGUAGGCUAUAAUGCCCUUCAAGAUUUUUUCCCUCGUCAAGCAAUGAUGCCAAACGAUCAGUGUGACGAUCGAUUUUGCAGGCAAAGGCAAAAGGAAUAUCAGGCAAGAAAAGCAGCUGAAGCAAAAACAGAGGUGAAAGUGGAAGCGAAAGAGGAAGAGGUCGUACAUGAGGAUAAUAACUGGGGUAUCGAACUUGUCGAUGAAUCAAAAGCUGAAGAAACAAAAACUACGGUUGGAAAUGGUCUAGAGUAUGCGUACGAGCUGCCGAAAGAAACUGAAGUGGAAGUUGAGGCAGCGAAUGCACCAUCGGAAACGUCAAAGCAAGACUUGGCUUCAUUGAUGAAUCAACUCAAAGGUCUAUAGACGAUUCGGUUAUAUUCUUCUGUGAAUGGAGCUAGGGUUGGCAAGGGUGUAAGUGCAGAGAUCCCAAAUAUAUCUUUAUUUAUAAUCUAAGAGCUGUGAUGACUUUGUUAAAUUGCUAUCUUGUUAUUUCGCUUUCCUGCUGUUGUCUGUAUUGUUGGGAAAAGGAAUUUAUUAUGCAUAAAAAGCAACCAUACCGAUGCAAUUAUCAUAUACCCGCCUUUAUUGAUAGUAAUAUCAUGUCUUAUACAUUGUUAUAUAUCACUGCAUUCAAGGAAGAACUGCUACUGAGUGAUACCGG